Molecule: messenger RNA, 333 nt
Organism: Ceratotherium simum simum (southern white rhinoceros)
Lineage: Eukaryota; Metazoa; Chordata; Mammalia; Perissodactyla; Rhinocerotidae
Source: RefSeq, a predicted model, not a curated record
AUGAGUGCUCGAGUGAGAUCAAGAUCCAGAGGAAGGCGAAGUGUUCGUGAGUCUUCCAAUCCGGUUGAACCUGUGGUUGCCCAGCAACCAGGUGGCAAAAAAUCUCAACAAAAGAAACCACCAGCUGAGAAUCCGGAUAUUGAACCUGGACAAGAGAGAGUAGAAGAAGCAUCUGCGGUUCAAGAACUUGAAGUGGAAGAUGAUAGCCAGGUAUUGGACGUGGAAAAGCCUGAGGGCAAGGAUGGAGAUGGCCUUGAUGAGAAAGGGAAGACUCCACCUAAUCUAGUACCUGCUAAAAUUCCAGAAACAAAUGGUGGACAAGUAACAAGUUAA